Gadus morhua (Atlantic cod) is the source of this 3097-nucleotide messenger RNA. It is a transcript of the gene mnx2b, whose product is annotated as motor neuron and pancreas homeobox 2b. Gene Ontology annotation, biological process: spinal cord motor neuron cell fate specification; neuron projection morphogenesis; regulation of DNA-templated transcription. The transcript is spliced from 3 exons. Gene Ontology annotation, molecular function: sequence-specific double-stranded DNA binding; DNA-binding transcription factor activity, RNA polymerase II-specific. The record is from RefSeq and is a predicted model, not a curated record. NCBI's taxonomy places the organism in Eukaryota, Metazoa, Chordata, Actinopteri, Gadiformes, Gadidae. Gene Ontology annotation, cellular component: nucleus. The coding region runs from base 491 to 1792 and encodes 433 amino acids.
CACAGGCGCGCCUGGCUGGAGGAAGGAGUGAAUGAUGGAGUAACACUGCUACACCUAUAUCGCGGCUUAAACUGCUAUUGAACCACGAGGCGGACACAAACACGCACACACACACACACCCAUACACAAACAACAAACCGAAACACUGAUCCGGAGAGUCAGAGAGUUGAUGGUCGAGACGCAAAUGGAAAGCAGGAGGAUUUUCUGGUAACUUGAUACUUUGUUUUUUUUGUUGUUUGUUGUUCAUACAGUUUAUUCUCCACAUUAGGAGUCGUGUUUUGGUGUUCGUUUGCUGUAUGUGAGGGUUCUGGACCUUCUAUUAGGGGGGGGGAUUUCUUGAGAAGUUAAGAAGGACUUCUUGAAGAGGAAAACGAAGAAGAAGAAGAAGAAGAAGAAGAAGAAGAAGAAGAAGAAGAAGAAGAAGAAGAAGAAGAAGAAGAAGAAGAAGAAGAAGAAGAAGAAGAAGACUCCGGGAUCUCCGGGGCAAUCUAUGUGUACUGACGUACGGCACAGGUGUGCGUCCUCCUGGUCCAAACACUUCCCCGACGUCCUCGUGCACCGGACCUCCGGCAUGGAGAAAUCAAAGAACUUCCGAAUCGACGCAUUGCUUGCAGACGAAACCCACCGGAACCACCGGAACGCGCACCGGGACCUGCACCGAGACCUGCAUCGGGACCUGCACCAGGACCCGCACCGGGAACCGCAUCGGGACUCGCACCGGGACAACCUGUCCCCUCCGGUCAGCGACAACAGCCCCUCCAGCAGCCCCGUGUCGUGUCGGCGCGGGGACACCCCGUCUCCCCGCGGGACGCACGCGCAGGCGCAACUCCAGACCGGCUUAUUCCCCAAACAGGGUCUGCUUAACAUGCCACAUCACCCGGGCCUCGCGUCGCUCCACCACAGCGGGAUCGCCAGCAUGUACACGAGCCCCAUGUACCCGCUGUCCGCCCUGGCCGCGCAGCACCCGGCCUUCGCCUACACCGGCUUCUCCCAGCUCAGCCAGCCGUACCCCGAGCACCUGAAGGCGGCCGCCAUGGCUGGGUCCCUACCGCUGGAGCACUGGAUCCGGGCGGGCAUCAUGAUGCCGCGGCUCCAGGACUACAGCUCCCCCCAGGCCGGCCUGCUGGGGAAAUGCCGCCGGCCACGGACCGCCUUCACCAGCCAGCAGCUGUUGGAGCUGGAGAACCAGUUCAAGCUGAACAAGUACCUGUCCAGGCCCAAGCGCUUCGAGGUGGCCACCUCCCUCAUGCUCACUGAGACGCAGGUGAAGAUCUGGUUCCAGAACCGGCGAAUGAAGUGGAAGCGCAGCCGUAAGGCCAAGGAGCAGGCGGCGGCCUCGGGCCAGCCCGAGUCGGAGCGCCUUCGGGGGGGGAAGCAGGGCGCGGUCGACAAGUCGGAGCCCGGCUCCCGGCCCGCCACCUCCGACGACCGGGACGACGACCUGGAGCUGGAGGAGGGCGAGGAGGACGAGGACGAGGACGACAUGGACGACAUGGACGACAUGGAGGACAGCCAGUGCAACGCUUUCCCCGUUGGCAUGGGCGACGCUAGGCGCGCGGGGCUGCCCCGCCCCCGUCGCCACAGACUUCCUCCCUUACAACCCGCACAGCCCCUUCUCCGAGGACGGGCUGGACGGCGUUCCCGUCGGGGGGGACCGCAAGAUCAAAGCAGGACUCUGAGGGACGGGGGGGGGGCGUCGACGCCACACCAUCCCCCCGUCCCCGUCCCCGUCCCCGUCCCCGAACCCGGGACGGGGCGCGGUGAGGCUGGGACUGCGCGUGAUAAGCACUGAUGGAACAGAACUGAGCAGAGAACUUGGAACAGGGGUCAAGGUCAUUCCAAGGAGGCCUCAUGUGUGCCUGUGAAAUGAAACUGAAACUGAAACAAUGACAAGGACAACAACAAACCCAGAUUUGAUCUAUUUCCAUCCUCUGGAAGACAUCGAUUUGUACGCUAUUGUUGCGAAGUGGACGUUUUGUGCAAAAUUACUGAAGGAAAGAGGUGAUGGAUAUAAGUCUCAACACACACACACACAUAUGUAAACACACAUAUGAACACUCACACCCACACACACACACACACACACACAAACACACACAGGCACGCAUAUAAACACACACACACAUAUAAAUGGAUACAAAAGCACUGACAGACACAUACAAACACGUACACACACACAUACACACACACACAUACAUACAUACAUAGGCCUACAUACAUACACACACACACACACACACACACACACACACAAAUGUAUACAAAAGCACUGACAGUACUGACAUGUACAACGUAAAUACGCAUGAAAAACCGACACAAAUAGAAAAACAAAGACACACGCAGGCACUGUCCAACUGUAAAUUCCUUUGCAUGCCAAGCGAUCAUUGCGUCUCUCUUUAUUACAAUGCUAGGUCUAACCCCAAUGACCUUAUAUGUUCAAUCCGGUCUUAAAUUCGCCCACUGGCCGGAGAUUGACGGACGAAGUUCCGCACCCCGCGUCUAAAGGAUUGAAGAACGUGAAGGGAACCCAGACUGUAUAAAUAAUGUAAAAUUUAUGAUGCAUUCAGAUUGAGACAGCUUGAGAAUGUAGUUUAUUUCGGUCUCGGAGUGGAUCGUGCUGGACACAAAAUAUCUAUAUUAUCGGCCUACUUGAAAAUCGUUGUGGUGGUGACUUUGUUUAUUGUGUUUUUUCGGUCUUGUUACUUAUAGCCUAAAUAUAAAUGCAUCUAAUUUAUUCGAAGUGGAGAGUUGAUCGCCCAGAUAAAUAGUCCGGUCCGUGUAUUUAUCUGAAACAUGUUUGUGGUGUACAACUGUGACAUAAAAUAAGGUUAAAAAAAAAGAAAAGAAAAAACGUGUGAAAUAAAACUAAGGAAGAAAAAUUGAAGGAGAUGUCAAUGUCCUUGUUUGUGAUUGGCUGUUAUUCCUACAAAACAAGGUUGCGUCACCUCCAUCACAUGCAUUUAUCAAUCCCUUCAAGAUAUGCCAUGACCUUUUCCAUCUGCAGUCUGACACCCUACUAUGAUAAUUAAAACAAUGUAUAAAUUAUUUGUUAAUUACUGAUUACAUCCAAAAAAACAUUAAACCACCUUUAAACUAU